AAAGAGGGGGAGGGAGACAGAGUCUUCCAGCUGCCACAGAGGAAACGGAAGGGACGAAACAGAAAACUAAUUUCAAAACUUCAAGUCUAUGCUCAAGCAUCGCUGUCUGAGUGCUUCUUUUUCUUUCUCUGAAUCGUCUACUGACUUCUUAUGAAAAUCCUACUUUGUUUCUACCUUUGUUUCUAAUCUCCAGUUGUUUCUGUGGCUGUGAGAAAAAAAAGCCUCCACCCUAAAGAGAAGAAAGACAGCUAAUCCACUGCGAGGAGAUGUCCCCCCAGCCACAGGUGACAAGGACUUUUCAAGAGUUCCUCAAGAGCUUUCUUGGGAUUGUACGGAUCCUUCAGAUUCUCCUGGGAUCUGGUCUUUGGAUCACUGUCGCCACCAGCAAGUAUGAGGGCUCCGUUCACUUUGUUCUCUUUGUGGCCGUGUUCUUCUGGCUUCUCACACUCGCCCUCUUCUUUCUCACGCUGCUGAACAAGCAGGACCUGGUCCCCAUCCUAGGAGGAGAGCGGUGGUUGUUAACCAAUGUGAUACACGACUUUGCUGCUACAUUGCUUUAUUUGUCUGCAAUCGGCAUCAUGAUCUACAAAACGUCAAAGAACUCCUACUGCAAUUUGCCACAAUAUAAGCACACAUGCCUGUACACCGUCUACCUCACUGGCUCUGUGUUCGCCUGCCUGACUGCCUGCGCCUACCUUCUCUCAGCCAUAUAUGGCUCCUGCAGAAAGUGCCGGGGUGAGCAGACUGUGGUGUAAAAACCCAACACAGGACACAUGUGGAUGGGGGAGGGACACUUCCCGUUAUCGCUGAGAGCCCUGAGAGCGAGAAAAACAGCCCUAAUCCAGGUUGCACACAGCUGGCUUAUGGAAAAAAGAUCUUUACUUUUCUCUUAAAGCAGAGGGUUUGAUCCCCUUGUCUCAGGCUUCCAGGUUGGUCAAUUUUGUAUAAAGUAAUUUAAACUCAUUUAUACCAUCAGCACCCACAAACAAAUCUGUAUUUUAUUUUAUAUUUGUAUGUUUAUAGCUACUCAACAAGUUAUGUAACAGAGUUCUAUGUUUUCUUUGACAUUUUUUGUUACAAUGGCAAACCAACAAGCAUUUUGAUAUGCCAAGUCUGUAGCAUUUUUUUUUUAAACGAGUGUUUAUGUGUCUUUUUAUGAAUGAACGUGCAUAAGAUACAUGUGUUGGUGUAUGUGUACAUAGUCUAGAAUGUUGCUUAUAAUAUAAUUUGCUUAACACUGCUAUGUAAAAUGUCCAUUUAUAAGUAUUUAUAUUUUACACAAAGCAACUGUCAGUCUGAACAAAUUAAUGAAUAAAAAGUAAAUGAUCACCUGAAAA
Molecule: messenger RNA, 1337 nt
Organism: Ictalurus punctatus (channel catfish)
Lineage: Eukaryota; Metazoa; Chordata; Actinopteri; Siluriformes; Ictaluridae
Gene: marveld1
Product: MARVEL domain containing 1
Exons: 1
Coding region: 267-755 (162 amino acids)
Biological process (GO): myelination
Cellular component (GO): membrane
Molecular function (GO): structural constituent of myelin sheath
Source: RefSeq, a predicted model, not a curated record